Molecule: messenger RNA, 3983 nt
Organism: Microcebus murinus (gray mouse lemur)
Lineage: Eukaryota; Metazoa; Chordata; Mammalia; Primates; Cheirogaleidae
Source: RefSeq, a predicted model, not a curated record
AGUGGCAUAAACAUGGGCUUUGGCGUCAGACAGCCCUGAGCAGGGCCCCAUUGCCCCACCCCCCGAGGAAGGCGAGGGGGGGUGGCAGGGGGCUGCGGAAAGGGGCUGGGCUGGGAUAGGCUGUCUGCAGCUCCAGUCCAGGAGGCUGAGACUUCGAGAGGGACUGAGAGAGCAGGCACAUCCCGGACUUGCUCGAGGACAAGGCACAGCUCUUGCCAGGCCAACUUGAGACAUGUCUGACACAAGUGAGAGUGGUGCGGGUGUAACUCGCUUCCAGGCUGAAGCUUCAGAAAGGGACAGUGGGUCCACGAUGCAGACCCUAUUGACAGUGACCCAGAAUUUGGAGGUCUCAGAAACACUGAAGACCUCAAAGGCACCAGAAGUCUCAGAGGAUGUGAAAAUCUCAAAAGCUGCAGGGGUCUCAAAGGCCACAGAAGUCUCAAAGACUCCAGAGGCUCAAGAGGCAGCUGCCACCCAGGCCUCAGCUACCACUCAGCUGAUUGAUACCCAGGUUCCUACAGCAGAAAAGAAGAGUCCAAUAGCUGACACCAAUAAGCCAAAUGCUGACCUGCAGGCUGUGACAACGCCUGCCACUGAGACCAAAAAGGUCAGCUGUGUGGCUGAUACGAAGGUCAAUACAAAGGCCACGGAGACUGAGGCUGCUGCCUCUAAGGCUCUGGCAGAUGAACCUGAACCUGAGGGUGCAGCUGCCCAGGCUCAGGUGAAUCAGGAUACUCGGCCCAAGGUCAAGGCUAAGAAAGCCCAAAAGGUGAAGCAUCUGGAUGGGGAAGAGGAUGGCAGCAGUGAUCAGAGUCAGGAUUCUGGAACUACAGGUGGCCGAAGGAUCUCAAAGGCCUUAAUGGCCUCAAUGGCCCGCAGAGCUUCAAGGGGUCCCAUAGCCCUUUGGGCCCGCAGGGCAUCAAGGACUCGGUUGGCUGCUUGGGCAAGGAGGGCCUUACUCUCCCUGAGGUCGCCUAAAGCCCGUAGGGGCAAGGCUCGCCGUAGAGCUGCCAAGCUCCAGUCAUCCCAAGAGCCUGAAGCACCACCACCUCGGGAUGUGGCCCUUUUGCAAGGGAGGGCAAAUGAUUUGGUGAAGUACCUAUUGGCCAAAGACCAGACAAAGAUUCCCAUCAAGCGCUCAGACAUGCUGAAGGACAUCAUCAAAGAAUACACUGAUGUAUACCCUGAGAUCAUUGAACGAGCAGGCUAUUCCUUGGAGAAGAUGUUUCGAGUCAAUCUGAAGGAAAUUGAUAAGCAAAGUAGCUUGUAUAUUCUCAUCAGCAAUCAGGAAUCCUCCACAGGCAUACUGGGAACGACUAAGGAGUCACCCAAGCUGGGUCUACUCAUGGUGCUUCUUAGCAUCAUCUUCAUGAAUGGAAAUAGAUCCAGUGGGGCUGUCAUCUGGGAAGUGCUACGCAAGUUGGGGCUGCGCCCUGGGGUGAAGCAUUCACUGUUUGGGGAAGUAAGGAAGCUCAUCACAGACGAGUUUGUCAAGCAGAAGUACCUGGAGUACAAGAGGGUCCCCAACAGCAGACCACCUGAAUAUGAGUUCUUCUGGGGCUUGCGCUCCUACCAUGAGACUAGCAAGAUGAAAGUCCUCAAGUUUGCAUGCAAGGUGCAGAAGAAAGACCCCAAGGACUGGGCUUCUCAGUACCGGGAGGCAGUGGAGAUGGAAGUCCAAGCUGCAGCUGUGGCUGUGGCUGUGGCCGAGGCUGAGGCCAGGGCUGAGGCAAGGGCCCAAAUGGGGAUUGGAGAGGAAGCUGUGGCUAGGCCCUGGAACUGGGAUGACAUGGAUAUUGACUGCCUAACAAGAGAAGAGUUAGGUGAUGAUGCUCAGGCCUGGAGCAGAUUUUCGUUUGAAAUUGAGGGCAGAGCCCAAGAAAAUGUGGACUCCAGCACCAACGUCAACUUCAGCAGAGGAGCUAGCACCAGGGCUAGGUUCAGUGAUGGUGCUAGUAUUAGCCUCAGUGGUGCACCCAGCCCCAAUGGUGCCUUUGGUAGUGGAGCUGGCAUUACCUUCAGUGGUGUACCCAGUACCAGUACCAGCUUCAGUAGUGCAGCCAGCAUUAGCUUUGGUGGCACGCCCACUACCAGUGCCAGUUUUAGCAGUGCAGCCAGCAUUAGCUUUGGUGGAACAGCCAGCACUAGCCCCAGCUUUAGCAGUACAGCCUGUAUUAGCUUUGGUGGUGCACCCACCACCAGCUCUAGUUUUAGCAGUCAAGCCGGCAUUAGCUUUGGUGGCACACCUUGUACCAGUGCCAGCUUUAGUGAUGGAACCAGCUCUAGUUUCAGUGGUCCACUCAACACCAGUGCCACUUUCAGUGGUGGAGCCGGCUCUGGCUUUGGAGGCACACUCAGCGCCACUGCUGGCUUUAGUGGUGCACUCAGCACCAGCACCAGCUUCGGCAGUGUGCCCACCACAGGCACCGUUUUCAGUGGUACACUUAGCACCAGCACUGGUUUGGGAGGUACACUCAGCACCAGUGUCUGCUUUGGUGGCUCUCCCAGCUCUGGUGCCAGCUUUGGAGGUACAUUUAGUACCAGUAUCUGUUUUGGUGGCUCCCCCAACAACACUGGUUUUGGUGGUACACUCAGCACCAGUGUCUCCCUCUGUGGCUCUCCCAACACCAGUGCCAACUUUGGUGGUACACUAAGCACCAGCGUCUGCUUUGGUGGCUCUCCCAGUACCAGUACUGACUUUGGCGGAGUGCUCAACACCAGUGCUGGCUUUGGUGGAGGGCUCAAUACCAGUGCUGGCUUUGGUAGUGCUGUCUUCACCAGCACUGACUUUGGCAGUACACUAAGCACCAGUGUCUGCUUUGGUGACUCUCCCAGCACCAGUGAGCUUGGCAGCACACUCAAUACCAGUGCCAGUUUUGGCGGUGCUGUCAGCACCAGUGCUGGCUUCAGUGUUGCACCCAGCACUAACCCUGGCUUUGGCAGUGCAUUCAGAACCAGUGCUGGCUUCAGUGGGGCACUUAGUACCACUACUGACUUUGGUGGUACUCCUAGUAACAAUAUGGGUUUUGGUGGCGCUCCUAGCACGAGCAUCAGCUUUGGUGAUGCUCCCAGCACCAAUGUCAGCUUUGGUGGUGCUCACAGCUUUGGUGGUGCUCACAGCACCAGCUUCUGUUUUGGUGGAGCUCCCAGCACUAGCCUCUGCUUUGGCAGUGCAUCUAACACCAACCUAUGCUUUGAUGGCCCUCCUAGCACCAGUGCCUGCUUUAGUGGUGCUACCAGUGCCAGUUUGGGUGAUGGACCCAGCACCAGUGCCGGUUUCAACUUUGGCAGUGCGUUAAGCACCAGUGCUGGAUUUGGUGGUGGACUGAGCACCAGCACCGGCUUCGGUGGUGGAGUAGGCACCAGCUCUGGCUUUGGUGGUGGACUAGGUACCAGUGCUGGCUUUAGUGGUGGACUGGUCACCAGCGAUGGCUUUGGCAGUGGGCCUAAUGCCGGCUUCAACAGAGGACUGAGUACCAUCGUUGGCUUUGGCAGUGAUUCCAACACCAGCAAUGGCUUUACUGGAGAACCCAGCACCAGCGCCGGUUUCAGUAGUGGACCCAGUUCUAUUGUUGGCAUCAGCGGUGGACCAAGCGCUGGCGCUGGCUUCUGCAGUGGACCAAGCACCAGUGGCUUCGGCAGUGGACUGAACACUGGAGCUGGCUUCAGCAGUGGACCGAGCACUGGUGCUGGCUUUGGUGGUGGAGCCACCAGCCUUCGUGCCUGUGGCUUCUCCUAUGGCUAGUGAGGUUUCAGGUUUAUUCCCCACAUUUACAGAUACCACUAAUGAAUUGCAACAGUCCUUCCCAUGGAGUCAAGAUACAUCCAUGGAAUCUUUGUCCACACAUCAGUCUAAGCAGCCAUGACCAAACAGCUGAGGAUGACAUGCUGUGAAAAAUCUGUUUGCCAUUUCUGCUUUAUUGUUUGCUUCCUGUAUGCUGUCAUAUUUUGCUAUCAGAGUUACAUUAAAUUUGCAAAAUGAA